Phyllostomus discolor (pale spear-nosed bat) is the source of this 1820-nucleotide messenger RNA. It is a transcript of the gene FBXW9, whose product is annotated as F-box and WD repeat domain containing 9. The record is from RefSeq and is a predicted model, not a curated record. Gene Ontology annotation, cellular component: preribosome, large subunit precursor. Lineage: Eukaryota; Metazoa; Chordata; Mammalia; Chiroptera; Phyllostomidae. The transcript has 10 exons. Gene Ontology annotation, molecular function: protein binding. The coding region runs from base 134 to 1510 and encodes 458 amino acids.
UUCCGCUCAGCCCCUUACUUCCGCCGGCGCUUUAACGUCAUCAGGCAGAGCCGAACCUGCCCUCGCGCUGCCUAGGAGACAGGACGCGGGGCGCGCAGCUGACCAGGCGGCCGGCCGCGCCCACUCGGUCGCCAUGGAGCUGUCCCCAGAGCUCUGCGACGAUCCCAGUUCCUGGGACGAUGACUCGGACCCGGAGCAGGAGCCCGACCCAGACGCGCAGGCUGAGGCUUACGUGGCCCGCGUGCUCAGUCCGCCGAAACUCGGGCUGGCCCCCCUGCGUACCCCUCUGCUCUCCGCACCCGCCGCGUCCCCGGGCGCUCUGGAGCCACGGGCGGAGUCUAAGGGCCCUACCGUGGGGGUCCCGGGCCUUCUGAGCCUUCCCCCGGAGCUGCUGCUCGAAAUCUGUGCCUACCUGGAUGCUCGCCUCGUGCUCCACGUCCUGCCGCGCGUGUGCCACGCGCUGCGCGACCUUGUGCGUGACCGAGUCACCUGGAGACUACGCGCGCAGCGCCGCCUUCGCGCCCCCUAUCCAGUGGUGGAAGAGGAGGACUUUGACUGGCCAGCCGCCUGCAUUGAGCUGGAGCAGCACUUGUCACGCUGGGCGGAGGAUGGGUGCUGGGCUGAGUACUUCUGCCUGGCUGAUGGGCACUUUGCGUCCAUUGACUCAGUGCUGCUGCUCCAGGGUGGGACGCUGUGUCUGUCAGGCUCCCGAGAUAGAAAUGUCAACUUGUGGGACCUGCGGCAGCUCGGGGUGGAACCCAGCCGGGUUCUGGUCAAGGCCCUGGGCACCCAGACGAACAGCACUCACAAGGGCUGGGUGUGGUCACUGGCAGCGUUGGACCACCGAGUGUGCUCUGGUUCCUGGGACAGCACGGUGAAGCUCUGGGACAUAGCAGCUGACGGGCAGCAGUUUGGCGAGAUAAAGGGCAAGGCAGCUGUGCUGUGCCUUUCCUAUCAGCCUGACAUCCUGGUAACUGGCACCUAUGACAAGAAGGUGACAGUCUACGACCCCAGAGCUGGCCCAGCCCUACUGAAGAGCCGGCGGCUGCACUCAAGUGCGGUGCUGGCGUUGCUGGCUGAUGACCGGCACAUCAUCUCGGGCAGUGAAGACCACACGCUCGUGGUGUUCGACCGCCGGGCCAACAAUGUCUUGCAGCGGCUGCAGCUGGACUCCUACCUGCUCUGCAUGUCCUACAAAGAGCCCCAGCUCUGGGCCGGUGACAACCAGGGUCUGCUGCACGUCUUCGCCAACCGGGAGGGCUGCUUCCAGCUUGUCCGGUCCUUUGAUGUGGGCCACAGGUCUCAGAUCACAGGGAUCAAACACUCGCUGGGGACCUUGUACACCACAUCUACUGAUAAGACCAUCCGGGUGCAAGUGCCCACCGAUCCACCAAGGACUAUCUGCACCCGGAGCCACCACAAUGUGCUGAAUGGGAUCUGUGCUGAGGGCAACCUGGUGGUGGCUGCCUCUGGGGGCCUGUCAUUGGAAGUCUGGAGGCUGCAGGCCUGAGCAGGCAGACGUGCGUAUGGAUGUGGAUCUGCCAGCCAGCAGGCUGAGGCAAGGCCUCUGUUCUUCGGGGGGGGGGGGACCCUCCCCUUUGCUGGUGCUGUUCCUGAUGUGCCCCACAGACCUAGGGCACUAGGACCCCAGGCCACUGCCACGUGGGGUCCCUGGUGUGGGCCCCAAGCUAGGGAAGGUGAGGUUGGUGUUCCAGCCCACCCAGGGAACUGAUGCCCAUCCCCAGAUCCUGUUUAAGAUUUGGAUGCCUGCUCUCCCUUGAGGAUGAGGGGGAAAUAAACCUGGCAUACUGGUGCUGUGA